AUGCAGCCCAUGGACUUCGACGCCAGGUUGCUCAAGACGAACGUCCUGAUGCUUGUCAACCAACGUCUUGCAGACCAUGUCAGCGGAUUAGACGACGAUACAACAAGCGCUUUGGGAAGUCUGGCGAGCUAUGAGAUCUCGCGGGGCUCAACUGAAUCUAUGUUACACUUACUCGGCAUAGCACAGAUCAUAGAGCUGCGUGGUGGAAUUAAACAGAUACGGCCACGACGCUUAGCGAUGCUUUUGGAGAUACUUGAUAUAUGCCAUGCUGUAUACUUCAGCAAGAGACUAGUAUAUACCUCGCCUACGGACACAGCCGAACUUCCGACUGGACCUGAUAUCAACUCAACGCUUGACAGUGCUGCUUUCGAGGAGGUUGCCAACUUGUUCCUGGACUUACAGGAUCUCACGGAAAUAGAAGCAGAUACGGAGGUUUAUUCUACCAUUUCAUCCGAAGAAGCCACAGCAGCUCCCGCAAGCUUUGACGAUAUGGUACAACAGUACUACGAUGAUCUUGAGAGUGACGCAGCUAUUCUGGCUGCUGCCGGCGAAAGCGAUGCAGCGGGUGUAUGUAAACUGGCAGCUGCGUUGCAUCUGGCCUUCACCAGCUUUAUAGCGCAACCACGGAUACGACUAGAAGGCUUGCUUGACGGUCUCUUCCUAGCCAUUCGCCAAUGCCCGGAGCAUGCGUGGGAAGAACACAGCAAGGCCCACACGCGGAUACUACUUACAGCACUUGCGGCCUCGAGGACAGUGCAGCAAAAGUCGUGGUACAAUGCACACUUGGCCCGAUCGCUGUACCGUCUAGAUGGGGAGGCAUGGCAAGAGACCAAGUCCACAGUGUUGCAAUACAUCGACAUGCAAGCCGCAGACCGACAUUCCAAGCCACGGGCGGUUCGAGCUGUGGUGAAUGGCGUAGAGAUUGUGGUAGAUGCGGGGGAGGCGCGCGAUAGAGGCCUGCCAAUUUCGUCAAAAGUAGAACAGCUAGAGUGCGAGUGA
Baudoinia panamericana UAMH 10762 is the source of this 999-nucleotide messenger RNA. RefSeq lists its product as uncharacterized. The record is from RefSeq and is a predicted model, not a curated record. NCBI's taxonomy places the organism in Eukaryota, Fungi, Ascomycota, Dothideomycetes, Mycosphaerellales, Teratosphaeriaceae. The transcript is spliced from 4 exons. The coding region runs from base 1 to 999 and encodes 332 amino acids.